AUGUCAACGACGUUGACGCUCCAACACUAUUGUCGCGAUUUCCUACCAAAGAGCAAGGACGUGGCGGCGAUGCAACUCAAGUACUUCAUGGCGUUCGUCGAUAGGUUGUUUAAUUGCCGUACCCAUGUGCUGCGAGCCGACGGCGGAGGAGAGUACAAGAUCCUUGAUAAGUUCUGCAAGAGAACUGGGAUUUUGAGGCAAGUGAGAGAGCCGCGCGACCAGGCGGACAACGGCAAGGAAAGCAAAGCCGAUUUCCGAGGAGCUCAAGGCAUUAUAAAAGUGUGGGUGGUGGUGGUACCACCAGUAGGCAGCCAUGUAAAGCUUACUAAAUGGAUUUUCAAAAGGAAGACGGACGCUGACGAAGUCAAAGAGAGGUUCAAGUCGAGGCUGGUCGCGUGCGGUAACGAAAAAGUGUUCGGCUUCGACUUUGGCCUCACCUUCGCGGUGGUAAUGAAACGGAUCACGGUCAGGGUAUUCCUGGUGUUUGCGCUGAGUUGGGGAGUGCCAGCGAGGCACGGAGACGCCCCCAACGCAUACGUGAAGGCGGACACGGAGCAGCACCUGGUGAUCUACCUGGAGACCGCGCAGGGAAUGGAGAUCGGUGGGGACCUGUUGCGUAAGCUAGGCGUUAGCGGCAAGGGCAAGCUGACUCUGCGCCUGAGAAAUCACCGUAUGAUCUGCGUCAAACGAGCAGGCUGUGGAGCAACCUGUUGCACUCCAAGUCAGGCUUCACGCGCUGCCUCACAUACAUGUAUCUAUACUACAAUCCAAUGGGGAGAGAUGAUUCUCGUGAGCGUGUAG
Molecule: messenger RNA, 801 nt
Organism: Phytophthora infestans T30-4
Lineage: Eukaryota; Oomycota; Peronosporomycetes; Peronosporales; Peronosporaceae
Exons: 3
Coding region: 1-801 (266 amino acids)
Source: RefSeq, a predicted model, not a curated record